GUUAAGGAACUCUUUUCUUCUUUGGGAGUUGAAUGUAAUAUCUUGGAACUUGAUCAAGUUGAUGAUGGGGCCAAUGUUCAAGAAGUGCUGUCAGAGAUCACUAAUCAGAUAACUGUACCCAAUAUUUUUGUGAAUAAAGUACACAUGGGUGGAUGUGAUCGAACUUUUCAGGCACAUCAGAGUGGUUUAUUACAGAAGCUUCUUCAGGAAGAUUCAGCAUAUGAUUAUGACCUCAUUGUCAUUGGUGGCGGUUCUGGUGGCCUUGCAUGUGCUCAGGAAGCUGCUAUUUUGGGAAAGAAAGUUAUGGUGCUAGACUUUGUGGUCCCAUCACCUCAGGGCACAUCCUGGGGUCUUGGCGGUACUUGUGUAAAUGUAGGCUGUGUUCCUAAGAAACUGAUGCAUCAAGCUGCCCUUUUGGGGCAGGCAUUAAGUGACUCAAGGAAAUUUGGCUGGGAGUAUAAUCAACAAGUGAAGCACAACUGGGAGACCAUGACAGAAGCAAUUCAGAACCACAUUGGCUCUCUAAAUUGGAACUACAGGCUGUCUUUGAGGGAGAAGGCUGUGGCCUAUGUAAAUUCCUAUGGAGAAUUUGUCGAACAUCAUAAAAUAAAGGCAACCAAUAGAAAAGGACAGGAAACUUGUUAUACUGCUGCAAAAUUUGUCAUAGCAACAGGUGAAAGGCCACGGUAUUUAGGAAUCCAAGGAGACAAAGAAUACUGUAUUACUAGUGAUGACCUUUUUUCUCUGCCUUAUUGCCCUGGCAAAACGUUAGUAGUUGGUGCAUCUUAUGUGGCUCUGGAAUGUGCAGGAUUUCUUGCUGGCAUUGGCUUAGAUGUCACAGUUAUGGUGCGUUCAAUCCUUCUUCGUGGCUUUGAUCAAGAAAUGGCAGAGAAAGUGGGUUCCUACAUGGAACAACAUGGUAUUAAGUUCCUAAGAAAAUUUAUUCCAGUAAUGGUUCAACAGUUGGAGAAAGGUCCACCUGGAAAGCUGAAAGUAGUGGCAAAAUCCACUGAAGGACCCGAAACUAUGGAAGGAGUAUAUAACACAGUUUUGUUAGCAAUUGGUCGUGACUCCUGUACAAGGAAAAUAGGCUUGGAGAAGAUUGGUGUCAAAAUCAAUGAGAAGAGUGGCAAGAUACCAGUAAACAAUAUGGAACAGACCAAUGUGCCCUAUGUUUAUGCUAUUGGGGAUGUUCUGGAGGGUAAACUUGAGCUCACUCCUGUCGCCAUACAGGCGGGCAAGCUGUUGGCUCGAAGACUUUUUGGGGGCCGUUUAGAAAAGUGUGAUUAUAUUAAUGUUCCAACUACAGUGUUUACUCCUCUGGAAUAUGGCUGCUGUGGAUUAUCUGAAGAGAAAGCUAUUGAAGUAUAUAAAAAAGAGAACCUGGAAGUAUAUCAUACUUUUUUCUGGCCUCUUGAAUGGACAGUAGCCGGCAGAGACAACAAUACUUGUUAUGCAAAGAUAAUUUGCAAUAAAUUUGACAAUAAUCGGGUGAUAGGAUUUCAUAUUCUUGGACCGAAUGCCGGUGAGGUUACCCAAGGAUUUGCAGCUGCAAUGAAAUGUGGGCUCACGAAGCAGCUACUUGAUGACACUAUUGGAAUUCACCCCACAUGUGGUGAGGUAUUCACCACUUUGGAAAUCACAAAGUCAUCGGGACUAGACAUCUCUCAGAAAGGCUGCUGAGGCUAGACCUGCUGCUAUCUAGUCUCCCUUGUCUAUUUCUAUUUCUUUCAAAGAUAAGAACUCUGUUGGGUAAAGUGAGUCUGUACUCAGGA
Hipposideros armiger (great roundleaf bat) is the source of this 1775-nucleotide messenger RNA. It is a transcript of the gene TXNRD3, whose product is annotated as thioredoxin reductase 3. Gene Ontology annotation, molecular function: flavin adenine dinucleotide binding; glutathione-disulfide reductase (NADPH) activity; thioredoxin-disulfide reductase (NADPH) activity. The transcript has 15 exons. Lineage: Eukaryota; Metazoa; Chordata; Mammalia; Chiroptera; Hipposideridae. The record is from RefSeq and is a predicted model, not a curated record. The coding region runs from base 145 to 1683 and encodes 512 amino acids. Gene Ontology annotation, cellular component: cytosol; mitochondrion. Gene Ontology annotation, biological process: cellular response to oxidative stress; cell redox homeostasis; glutathione metabolic process.